UCCUCCUGCCACGGAGAGGCGACGGGCUUAAACCGAAGCCGGGCCGGCUGUGGGUGACUCCCUUGAGAGAGACCUUCUUGGGGGGGCUGGGGAGGGGUGGGAGGGAAAAGCGCGAGCUCCCGAGUAGGGGGAAGGGGGUCACCAGCGGCACGAGCAUCCCCCUCGUUAACCGCCGGCGGCGGAGGAGAGAUCCGGGCGGCAACUGAGGCAUAGGAGGAGGCGCCUUCCUUUUCUCUGAGCGAGCUCCUCUGGGCCGGUCUCCUCAGCCAGGAAGCCUUCCUUCCCCCUCUCCUCCUCCUCCUCCUCCCCCCCACCUCCCCUCCCCAAGUCUCGUUGCCGGAGGAGCGACCCCCUCUCCUCCCCCCGCCCGAACCGGCAAAUGAACUCGGUCCGAGCCGCCAACAGGAGACCCAGGCGAGUGUCCAGGCCGCGCCCGGUGCAGCAGCCACCGCCGCCACCGCCACCGCCUCCUCCUGUUCAGCCGCCUCAGCAGCAGCAGCAGCAGCAGCAGCAGCAACCACUGCAACUGCCGCCGCCACCUCCACCGCCACCGCCGCCGGAGAGGAACAACAACAACGCCGUAGCUGCCGCCGCAGCCGCUAUCGCCGCUGGGGAACGGGAUGAUGAUGUACCUGCAGAUAUGGUUGCAGAAGAAUCGGGUCCUGGUGCACAAAAUAGUCCAUACCAACUUCGCAGAAAAACUCUUUUACCUAAAAGAACAGCUUGUCCUGCAAAGAGCAAUAUGGAGGGUGCUUCUACUUCAGCGACAGAAAACUUCGGCCAUCGAGCAAAACGGGCCAGAGUAUCUGGAAAAUUACAGGAUUUAUCAGCAGCACCUGCAGAACAAUAUCUUCAAGAAAAAUUACCUGAUGAAGUGGUUCUGAAAAUCUUUUCAUACUUGCUAGAGCAAGAUCUUUGUAGAGCAGCGUGUGUAUGUAAACGUUUCAGUGAGCUAGCUAAUGAUCCAAUUUUGUGGAAACGAUUAUACAUGGAAGUAUUUGAAUAUACACGUCCAAUGAUGCAUCCUGAACCUGGUAAAUUCUAUCAAAUAAAUCCAGAAGAAUAUGAACAUCCAAAUCCCUGGAAAGAAAGCUUUCAGCAACUGUAUAAAGGAGCCCAUGUAAAGCCAGGAUUUGCUGAACAUUUCUAUAGCAACCCAGCAAGAUACAAAGGAAGAGAAAACAUGCUGUAUUAUGACACCAUUGAAGAUGCACUAGGUGGUGUUCAAGAAGCUCACUUUGAUGGACUUAUCUUUGUUCACUCGGGCAUAUACACAGAUGAAUGGAUAUACAUUGAAUCUCCUAUAACGAUGAUUGGUGCAGCUCCUGGGAAAGUAGCAGAUAAGGUCAUUAUUGAAAACACAAGAGAUUCAACCUUUGUCUUCAUGGAGGGAUCAGAGGAUGCUUAUGUUGGUUACAUGACAAUCAGGUUUAACCCUGAUGACAAAUCUGCACAACAUCACAAUGCUCACCAUUGCUUAGAAAUCACAGUUAACUGCAGUCCAAUAAUAGAUCAUUGUAUUAUUCGAAGUACUUGUACAGUUGGUUCUGCAGUUUGUGUUAGUGGCCAAGGGGCUUGUCCCACUAUCAAGCAUUGUAACAUAAGUGACUGUGAAAAUGUUGGACUCUACAUCACAGAUCAUGCACAGGGGAUAUAUGAAGAUAAUGAGAUUUCUAAUAAUGCAUUAGCUGGGAUUUGGGUUAAAAACCACGGAAACCCUAUUAUAAGACGAAAUCACAUUCAUCACGGGCGAGAUGUUGGUGUUUUUACAUUUGAUCAUGGCAUGGGUUAUUUUGAAAGUUGCAACAUACAUAGAAAUAGAAUAGCUGGUUUUGAAGUGAAAGCAUAUGCAAAUCCUACUGUAGUUCGUUGUGAAAUCCACCAUGGGCAAACUGGAGGAAUCUAUGUCCAUGAAAAAGGAAGAGGACAAUUUAUAGAAAAUAAAAUCUAUGCAAACAAUUUUGCUGGUGUAUGGAUUACUUCAAAUAGCGAUCCAACCAUAAGGGGCAAUGCAAUUUUUAAUGGAAACCAAGGUGGAGUCUACAUAUUUGGUGAUGGAAGAGGUCUUAUUGAAGGAAAUGACAUUUAUGGGAAUGCAUUAGCAGGAAUACAAAUUCGGACUAACAGCUGUCCUAUUGUUCGGCACAAUAAGAUUCACGAUGGCCAACAUGGUGGUAUAUAUGUGCAUGAAAAAGGCCAAGGUGUGAUUGAAGAAAAUGAAGUUUACAGUAAUACCUUGGCUGGAGUCUGGGUUACAACAGGAAGCACUCCAGUUUUAAGAAGAAAUAGAAUACAUAGUGGUAAACAGGUUGGUGUCUAUUUCUAUGACAAUGGGCAUGGAGUAUUAGAAGACAAUGAUAUCUAUAACCAUAUGUACUCAGGAGUUCAAAUCAGAACUGGAAGUAACCCCAAAAUUAGGCGAAACAAGAUUUGGGGAGGCCAGAAUGGUGGAAUUCUUGUUUAUAAUUCGGGGCUUGGUUUUAUAGAAGACAAUGAAAUUUUUGACAAUGCAAUGGCUGGAGUAUGGAUUAAAACAGAUAGUAAUCCUACAUUAAGAAGAAACAAAAUCCAUGAUGGCAGAGAUGGGGGAAUCUGCAUAUUUAAUGGAGGCAGAGGGCUUCUUGAAGAAAAUGAUAUCUUCAGGAAUGCACAAGCUGGAGUUCUUAUCAGCACAAAUAGUCAUCCGGUAUUACGGAAAAAUAGAAUAUUUGAUGGAUUUGCGGCAGGUAUUGAAAUAACAAAUCAUGCAACUGCAACUUUAGAAGGCAAUCAGAUUUUCAAUAAUCGGUUUGGAGGUUUAUUUUUAGCCUCUGGGGUCAAUGUGACAAUGAAAGAUAAUAAAAUAAUGAACAAUCAAGACGCCAUUGAAAAAGCUGUUAGUAGAGGCCAGUGUCUAUAUAAAAUAUCAAGUUACACCAGCUAUCCGAUGCAUGAUUUCUACAGAUGUCAUACAUGUAAUACCACGGACCGCAAUGCUAUAUGUGUAAAUUGUAUUAAGAAGUGCCAUCAAGGACAUGAUGUUGAAUUUAUUAGACAUGAUAGAUUUCUCUCUUUCAGGUUUUUUUGCGACUGUGGUGCUGGAACACUGUCCAAUCCCUGUACACUAGCUGGAGAACCGACACAUGAUACAGAUACACUAUAUGACUCUGCUCCUCCUAUAGAAUCUAAUACACUGCAGCACAACUGAGUUACUUUUGAGGGGGGGAAAAGUCCUGCCAUUCUAUUGUAACUGUUAUUUUGGUUUUUUGGGUUGUUGUUUUUUUUGGAGGAAGUUAUACUUGCCCAUUUCUGCAGAGACUUUAAAAUGGAUAAUAAAUGGUGACACUAUGGAGCUCAACCUACCAAAAAGAAAGUGGCAAUAUGUUGACUCAGGAUAACAGAACUGGGCGUUUCAGCAUUACUGUGUAAAGACUAAGGGACAGGUGUGAAGAAAGUAAGCCGCGUAUUUGUACAGAUGGCAACUUCCAAAAGACUGGUGUUUCUACAAGUAGCAUUGAAACGCAGUCCCAUUUGCAGUAGUCCUACUCUAUAGACGAGCAGCAGUCUUUGUUGCUGCCUUUAUGGACAUGGGUACCAAUUGCUUUUUGUAAUAUGGUAAAAAUGUGAGCUAGCACUUCCGCAUUUAUUUUGGUUUUUUAACAUUUAUUCAGAUUGAGAUGAUUUUAAUGCUUUAAUCUCAUGUAGUUUUUAAUUUCAAGCAAAUCUUUAUUGUACUUGAAUGUGUCCUGUUUUGUUAGCACACCUACACUUGCUGUAACUGUACUCAUGUCCCAGUAUGUAUGUUCUUUCUAUGAAAGAGAACACUAAUCUUAAAUUAUAUCCAGCAAUUUUUCUGGUAUCCUUUGCAGUUAGAAUCUCCCCUUCCCUUUUUUCCAAUCCUCAUGAUUUACAUCACCUCACAAAACAAUGUUUUAAUGAGACUUUUUGGGAGAUAAUGCACUAUAAAACAAAGUGCACAGGUGAUAGUUUGCAAGAGGAGGUUUUACUGUGUUUUAAAGUACACUGUAAGAAUCUCCCUAAAACAAUCCUGUAUUUUACUCUGUUCACAGUUUUAUUGAACAGUCUAGACAUUACUCUUAUGAACUGCUGACAAUUGUAAUUUCCUGCUCUAAUGAAGAUGAGAAAAAGUAUAUAGACGCCCUAUACAGUUUCAUAGCUUUUUUUCCAUUUAUGUGUAUUGGUGACAGUGGGUAAUCAACAGCCUGAAAGUGUAUGCAUGUACCAUAACAUCUAGACUUAAUAUAUUGUGGAGUAUUCAAUAAUCAUUAUGUAGAGGGUAGCUAAGAAUUAAAAGGGUUUAAUUUCCUAGGAAAGACAAUGGAAAAUGGUCAUUUUUAAAAAAUAAAGUUUAUUAGAUCA
Molecule: messenger RNA, 4359 nt
Organism: Notechis scutatus (mainland tiger snake)
Lineage: Eukaryota; Metazoa; Chordata; Lepidosauria; Squamata; Elapidae
Source: RefSeq, a predicted model, not a curated record